Chenopodium quinoa (quinoa) is the source of this 832-nucleotide messenger RNA. RefSeq lists its product as uncharacterized. Bases 176 to 574 code for a protein of 132 amino acids. The transcript is spliced from 2 exons. Lineage: Eukaryota; Viridiplantae; Streptophyta; Magnoliopsida; Caryophyllales; Amaranthaceae. The record is from RefSeq and is a predicted model, not a curated record.
UAAUCAUAAGAGGGCCCGAUUGGAGACAUAACAUUAUUGGGCCUAUUAAUUAAGUCGGCCCUUGUUGUUGACUUUAUUUAUUCUGUUAAAAUUAUCUAAUUCCUAAAAACAUUAUCCACAAAUAUAUCACCAAAAAAAAAAUAAACAAUACAGUUGAGGUCGUUAUUCUUCCUCUAUGAGUUGCAUUCAUUGUUCAUCUCCACCUUUUCAUUUGCAAAACCAAAGGCAUAAUGCUAAAAUACCUGCCAAUUUAUUUGGGAAAAUUUCAACAAAAAGGCAUUGCAAUGUUAAUAAUGUAAAAGUUGGUGUUUUUUCUAUGAAUAAUUUUGAGGCUUUUCCUACUUGUAUCACCCUUGCUGUUGCUAAACCUGCUGAUACUGAAGUUUUGUUGAAAACGAGUGCAGUGCUGAUAUUUUUCUACUUGUUAGCCAAUUUUGUGGUGCCACAAUUUAUCACCAAAAGUUUUGAGGACAUCGCUGAUGAAAACGAGAAGCCUAGCAGCACGGACUCUCUGGAUGAGGCAAAAACGAGCUCAACAAGGAAGCGUGGUUUUGACAGCACCAAACCGAAAUAAGCAUAUCCUUUUACAUACUCUAAUCUAUAAGCAAUAGCACGUACGUUUCGCUGUUACUCAUUCGGAUGUUAUUACUUAAGAUUUGUAUGGCAGUGACAAGAGUAAUUCAGAAUAAGUGCAAGAACAAAAACUUGCUGCUAAUUCUUGAAUACCAAAAUUAUUUUUCCAUUUCUAGUGUUCUGUACGACUGUACCUGAACACAAAAAAUAAUUACAAUAUUGUCCAUGGAAAUUUGGAUGGACUGAUAACUAUAUCUAA